GUUUGAAAGGUUUGUUUUUUGAUCCGCUUAGCAAUAGAGUACUUUAAGUCUAAAGAGUAACCAACUUUCAAAGAUCGUGAGGGGUUCGUUAUUGUAGAUUAUCACACUAUGCAGAAGCUAUUCUCCCUCAAACUAAUUACCAGAAACCCAAGAAAAAUUGCUUCACAAACCUUACGAUCAAACCCAUUCCCUCCCCACCGGGCCCCCGAUGUGCCCCCACAUCACCACCACCUCCACCACCGUGGUUUCUCUCAUUAUACCACUUCUCCACAGCCAUUGCAGCAAGCACCCACCAACUGUUUGAUGAAAGUCCUUUCAAACCAAGUUCUUCUAAAGCGGCUCUUGCCUAAUGCGCUUUUGAAACUGAAAGCCACAAGCAAAAUUUUCGUGGAUCAUGGUGAACUUGGGUUUGUAAGAGCUCAAUUCAGAAGACAAAGCUUCCAAUUCGACCAACCUAUUAGUUACCAAAAAACAUGGCAGUCGCAGUUUAGAAGGAGACUCACCAGCGAUGGUGUGGUAAUAGGUUUAAUCGUGACAAAUGUAGCUGUGUUUCUGCUAUGGAGAGUUGCUGAUCGUAAGUUCAUGAUGCAAAACUUCAUGAUACAAUUGGACAACUUCAAAAGUGGACGAUUCCAUACUAUGAUAACUGCUGCUUUCAGUCAUAUUGAAGUUGGACAUAUCAUCUCAAAUAUGAUUGGGCUUUAUUUCUUUGGCAGGAGUAUUGGACAACAAUUUGGGCCUGAAUUUCUGCUGAAGUUAUACUUAGCUGGGGCUUUUGUUGGUUCAGCCUUCUUUUUGGUGCACCAUGCUUUUCUGGCUCCAUCAUCAAAGGACAGACGAUUAUUCGAAUCCGACCCUUCAAAAGUUCCAGGGCUGGGAGCAAGUGGUGCAGUGAAUGCUAUUAUGCUUCUUGAUAUAUUCCUUUACCCAACAAAAACUAUAUAUCUUGAAUUUAUCAUACCUAUUCCUGCAAUCUUACUGGGGAUAUUUUUAGUUGGGCAUGAUAUGAUGAGAAUACUAGAGGGAAAUAGUCAAAUCUCUGGGUCUGCACACUUGGGUGGUGCUGCGGUGGCGGCGAUAGCUUGGGCACGGCUGAGGAAAGGGCGGUUUUGACUUAUGAAUUCUUUUAGUUAAACUAGAUUUAUUUGACUUAAAAAGAGUAUAUAGAUUCUAUUCUAAGAUAGCCUAAGGGUGUUGUUUUUGCCUAACUUUCACACUCAUUUGGGCCUAUUUAUUAGGGAGUUUAAAUAUUCAAUUCUUAACUAUAGACUAGAGAACCCAUUUGAUUGAUCCUUGUAUUUAAUGGGCCAAGUUAAAUAGGGUUUAGUUCAUGGGUCUCAUUUAUACUUUAUAAGAGGACUAACAAUGGUUUUGAGUUGAAAAUAGGUUUGAAGUUGGA
This is a messenger RNA of Lactuca virosa, 1399 nucleotides long. Lineage: Eukaryota; Viridiplantae; Streptophyta; Magnoliopsida; Asterales; Asteraceae. The record is from the annotation of a GenBank genome assembly.